Molecule: messenger RNA, 1437 nt
Organism: Suillus bovinus
Lineage: Eukaryota; Fungi; Basidiomycota; Agaricomycetes; Boletales; Suillaceae
Product: ribonuclease H-like domain-containing protein
Exons: 3
Coding region: 1-1437 (478 amino acids)
Biological process (GO): spliceosomal tri-snRNP complex assembly; mRNA splicing, via spliceosome
Cellular component (GO): catalytic step 2 spliceosome; U5 snRNP
Molecular function (GO): U1 snRNA binding; U5 snRNA binding; pre-mRNA intronic binding
Source: RefSeq, a predicted model, not a curated record
AUGAAAUUGCUUGUACUUGCACUUGAAAAACUGAAGGAGGCUUACUCAGUCAAGGGUCGUCUUAAUCAGUUGCAGCGUGAGGAGCUUGUCCUCAUUGAACAGGUGUAUGACAAUCCGCACGAAUGUCUGUUGCACAUCAAGCAAUUGCUUGUUACCCAGUGUGCAUUCAAGGAGGCUGGUAUUGAGUUCUUUGACACGUACGACAAACUCAUUCCGUGCUAUGACAUUGAGCCCAUUGAGAAGAUCACCGACACUUAUCUCGAUCAAUUCCUCUUCUUCGAGGCAGAUAAAAGAGGGUUGUUCCCUGCCUGGAUCAAACCUGCCAACACAGAGCCACCGCUGUUGCUUGUGUACAAGUGGUGCCAAGGCAUCAACAACUUGACAGAUAUCUGGGAGACGAGCGAGGGCGAGUGCAACAUGAUGAUGGAGACCAUCUUCUCCAAGGUGUAUGAGAAGAUCGACCUGACCUUGCUGAACCGUCUCCUCCGUCUCAUUCUUGAUCACAACUUGGCAGACUACAUCACUGCGAAGAACAACACCGUGCUGACCUACAAGGACAUGGCACAUAUGAAUGCAUUUGGUCUCAUCCGUGGUCUUCAGUUCUCUGCCUUCAUCUUCCAGUACUACGGUCUCGUCCUUGAUCUCCUCAUUCUUGGCUUGCAGCGAGCUAGCGAGAUGGUGGGUCCUCCACAGAUGCCUAACAACUUUUUGCAGUAUUGCAACUCAGCAACCGAGACUCGUCACCCCAUCCACUUAUACUCCCGUUAUGUUGAUCGCUUACACAUUCUCUUCCGCUUCAGUGUGGAUGAGGCAAGGGACUUGAUCCAACGCUAUCUUAGCGCCAACCCUGACCUGACCAACAACAACGUCAUCGGGUAUAACAACAAAUGCUGCUGGCCUCGAGAUUGUCGUAUGUGUCUCAUCAAACAUGAUAUUAACCUUGGAAGAGCAGUUUUCUGGAAUGUUAAGAACAGCCUGCCGCGCUCACUCACCACCAUCGAGUGGGAGGCCACCUUUGUCAGUGUUUACUCAAAGGACAACCCACAGUUGUUGUUCUUGAUGUGCGGGUUCGAGACCAAAGAGAGAACUGCGCAGGCGUUCCUCCGUGUCUCCGAUGACGGUGUCCAGCAAUUCAAUAACUGUAUUUGUCAGGUCCUUAUGAGCUCCGGUUCCACCACUUUCUUGAAGAUCGUCAACAAGUGGAACACUGCGUUGAUCGGUUUGAUAACCUACUACCAUGAGGCUGUCAUCCACACAAAUGAGCUUUUGGGCUCUCUUGUCAAGGCAGAGAACAAGAUUCAAACUCAUGUCAAGAUCAGCUUAAACAGUAAGAUGCCAUCCCAUUUCCCUCCUGUUGUCUUCUACACACCAAAGGAGCUUGGUGGUCUUGGAAUUUUUUUGAUGGGUCACGUUCUUAUCCCGCAGAGUGACUUGUGA